CAACAAGUCGAUGAAGCAUUCCUUGAAUCGAGAUGAGAAGGCGAGGCCAAGGAGGGCGAUGACAUAUUUGUUCGGUUGAUCGACAGUCGAUUUUCGGCGAUUUAAAUAUCCCUGAUCCUCACCGUCUACCCCCGAGGGGCUGUUUCUUACAAGAGAGAGUCCCAACCUCCGCGAUCGCUCGCGAUUACCGCAUUUCCUCUCACCCGACAUCGGGUUGAAACGCCACCAUGUUGCUGGAUCAAGUCCCAUACGAAAUAAUCCAGCAUCUGCUUUACUAUGUCUCCCCCGAAGACAAUCUCGCUAGUUUCCAACUCCUGUCCCACCGUUUGAACCGCCUUGCCAACGAGCCCCUGCUCUGGAAAUACCACUGCAGGAGCAGCUUCAGAUUCUGGAACCCCGAGCAUGGAUUCCAACGUAGGCUGAAUCAGAGGGCCUCGGAGGCCCACUGGAAGUGCCUGUUCAUUCUGCGCCAUACUCGCAAUGUCCAGAUAUCUCAUCUUUUGGAUGAGAUUCUUGCGACCAAAGUCGGCCGCUUAAUGAAGUUUGAACAGAUCUGUCGCCUGGGGUAUGAUGCCAAGGACUUUCUCUUGGACCAGUGUCACGCUGAGGAAUCCGCGGAAGAUGUUUUGGCGAGACGCUAUUAUGGUAAUGCGAUUCUGGACAGUAUUCACCGAAGCCUCGCUCUUGAGGAGUGGCAUCGGAUCCAGCCCAUAAACAUCAUGCCUGGCGGACCUCCUUCAAACACUAGUCUCGAGCGGGUACUAGGGGCCUUUGAUUUGUUUGUGCUCCACGAUCAGCCUGGUGAUUUGGAUGAUAUUGCUCGCCUGCUGGAUGAGAGGGCUUCGGAGUUCCAGAACAGUAGGCCAGGCGUGAAUGAGAUGACAACACGCCAGAAGGCACUGGCACUCAAUCGGUGGCUUCGCACCAACAGCCUGACGGGUCUUCGGAAUCCCGAGCGAAGUUACCGAAACCUUCGGAACUGUUUAAUCGGUCAGGCUCUACGUCACGAGGACCAUGACUCUAUCCCCAUUAUAUCCAGUGCCAUAUUCUGCUGCAUCGCCGAAAGAUUAGGAUUGCGGGCUCAGUGUUGCUCAUUUCCCACCCAUGUCCACACUAUUGUCUUCGCGGAGCAUGGCAAGACAUUGGAUGGCAUCUCAUUGACUCGAGAGGGAGCGCCCCGAGAAAUGAUGUACCUAGAUCCUUAUGGUUCUGAUGACGAGAUACCAAUGGCUACUCUGCAAGCCAUGCUGUCUCAAUUCGGCUGGCAAGCUAGCACUGAUGCUUUCUUGGCUCCGGUGCCCCCCAUCUCUGUUGCGAUGAGGACUGCACGUAACAUUAGAGCCACCUCCGCAAGAGCAGCUGAGUCCCGAGACUUGAAUGACCCCGAGCUCACACAGCUCAUGAGCGGAAACGGUUCCAUGAACAUGGAUGCCGCCCUCUACUCUGCCUUGUGGGCGGCUCUCCUGAUGACGCCUGUCAAUGUCUUCGCAUGGGACGAGAGUCUAGAGCCAUUCCUCCGCCGAUUUGCCAAAAGUUGGCACGAAGAUGCGUGGCUGGUCGAGAAAUAUCUUAUCCCCCUAUACGACCAGUUUACGCCCCUCCGAGAUAGAUUCGCCCGCAAUGGUCCUCAGGGAUGGGACGACCCUCGGGAGAUCCUGGGUCUUGUGCGAGAACUAGACGGCCUAACGCCUCCUGUUUUUCGAAGAGACCGGGAGGGUAUGCAGCCAGUGCCGUACAAGAUUGGCCAAGUCUUUCAGCACAGAAGAUAUCGAUGGAUCGGAGUCAUCAACGGUUGGACAGACCAGGGGACACGCCGGCUUCCCAUGCCGCAUACGGUGGCCAUCGACGAGACGCUGGAUGAUAGCAGUGACACUGAGCUGCCCAGCCUGGUGCGUCCUCGGAACCAGACCUUCUACACCUGCCUACGCACAACGGGACCCGAGCGACAUGUAGUUGCCGAGGACAACAUUGUGCUGAUACAAAAUGCGGAUGAGAUCCCAGAAAGUAUACUUCCAUUGGCUGGGAAGUUCUUUAAGAGAUUCGACAGGGCUACUUGUAGUUUUGUGUCAAAUAUCAAGGAGCAGUACCCAGAUGAUUAGAGCACUGAUUUGCUUUUGCUCUUCUCUACUUUUCAUUUAAUUUCCUUUUUAUUUGGCCAGACGUGCCUUUCUCGACGCAGAAUGAAAAUGAAGCUCGUUUUAGAAAUAGGGGACACGACCGGCGUUAGAGACGACUUACGAGAUUUUAGUUUUGAGAGGCGUAUGACCGUCGUGGAAUACGCCAUCAAAUGACCAGCAACACGGUUUCUAAGAGCGAUAGAUAUUCAUGAAUCGAUCUUUUGAAUUUUUUCCUCUCGUGAAAGUGACC
Molecule: messenger RNA, 2367 nt
Organism: Ilyonectria robusta
Lineage: Eukaryota; Fungi; Ascomycota; Sordariomycetes; Hypocreales; Nectriaceae
Product: Transglutaminase-like superfamily-domain-containing protein
Exons: 4
Coding region: 228-2099 (623 amino acids)
Molecular function (GO): protein binding; DNA binding
Source: RefSeq, a predicted model, not a curated record